Formica exsecta is the source of this 1322-nucleotide messenger RNA. It is a transcript of the gene Git, whose product is annotated as ARF GTPase-activating protein GIT1-like. NCBI's taxonomy places the organism in Eukaryota, Metazoa, Arthropoda, Insecta, Hymenoptera, Formicidae. The annotation marks the transcript as partial. The record is from RefSeq and is a predicted model, not a curated record. The transcript has 8 exons. Gene Ontology annotation, molecular function: GTPase activator activity. Gene Ontology annotation, biological process: regulation of ARF protein signal transduction; brain development.
CUCGAUCGCGUGUCUGAAUUUUUUUUUUCGUUUUCUCGGAUGUGCUUCGCAAUAAGAGCAGGAUGACACAAUUCAAUUUGUGUUUUUACACCCGAUACAAAUCAUCGUCGACCGCGUCAAUUGUCGUCGAUUGUUGACUAUGUCAUGCCGAUAUAAUAUGCGCAAAUAAGUGUCAUUAAUCAAAAGAAGACAAAGCUAUGGCGCGUCCGAAGCACAAAGCGAGCGCGGAUGUAUGCGCAGACUGUGGGACACUCGAGCCAGGAUGGGCGUCGAUAAAUAGAGCUAUUUUGUUAUGUGACGAGUGUUGCGGAAUUCAUCGUAGUCUAGGCCGUCAUGUGUCACAUAUUAAGUCGCUGCACAAGAGUGUUUGGAAUACAAAUUUAUUGAAUAUGGUGCAUACUUUGAAUGACAAUGGAGCUAAUAGUAUUUGGGAACAUUCUCUGCUAGAUCCUAGCAGCUUAAAAAUUAGUAGAAGAAAACCCCAGGCUAAGGAUCCUUUACAUCCUGUAAAAGCAGAUUUCAUUAAGGCAAAGCAUCAACUCCUGGCAUUUAUAUUACGACCAAGCAAGGAAGAAUGUUGUACCGAAGAAGAACUCAGUAGACAGUUACAUAGUAGUGUUCGUACAAGCAAUUUAGAAACUUCAUUGAGGCUAUUGGCACAGGGCGCUAAUCCCAAUUAUUUUAUACAUAUAUAUAUAUAUAUAUUUCUACAUGUCUGUAGUAAAUGUAAAUACUUUAGCGUAGCACACCAAGCUUAUUAGAAAUUUUUCCUUCGAGGCCUUAAUUACAUAAUUAUUGCAAUGAUGGCAGGACAUAUAGAUUUGUCCGAACGCAUAAUUGAAUGUAUGUAUGAAGUAACCGAUAGACUAACGUAUCACAUAUGCUCCCGUAAACCAAAUCAUCGAGGUGAUGAACAUCUCAUCAUUUCUGACUUGACUUCUAGCUUAGACAAAAAUGAGCCAGCUUUGGAAGGAAAAAGCAGAUUACAAAUGUUGUCAAAUCACUUGUUGGAGGAAUUGGCCAUGGAUGUUUAUGACGAAGUGGAUCGCCGAGAAACAGAAGCUAUUUGGUUUUCAACUGCAUCUCUCCCAGAGAAGUGUGCUGUUCCAUUUCUGCCAGUUAAUCCACAAUUGUCGUCUACCAGGAAUCAAGGAAGACAGAAAUUAGCAAGAUUCACACCAAAAGAAUUCACUACACUUAUAGCAGAUUUACUGGUUGAGGCGGGUCGAAGACAUAUGCUUGCUAACAACGCAUUUCAAAAUCCCGCGAUAUCUAUGCUGCACAAAGAACAACUCGGUAAACAUGGAUCACAAAUGUCUGAC